Molecule: messenger RNA, 1935 nt
Organism: Nerophis lumbriciformis (worm pipefish)
Lineage: Eukaryota; Metazoa; Chordata; Actinopteri; Syngnathiformes; Syngnathidae
Gene: cyp7a1
Product: cytochrome P450, family 7, subfamily A, polypeptide 1
Biological process (GO): bile acid biosynthetic process; cholesterol homeostasis
Molecular function (GO): iron ion binding; steroid hydroxylase activity; oxidoreductase activity, acting on paired donors, with incorporation or reduction of molecular oxygen
Source: RefSeq, a predicted model, not a curated record
UGGUAUGCACACACUGUACACACACACACACACACACACACACACACACCAGUUCAUUAGGCAACUUGCAGUGAGGCGCAUCGCUCCACUUGUUUGUUGAGGAGGCUCGUCUUCUGUUUGGAGCGUUCUGUCACGGCCAUGAUCAUAAGCAUUGCUCUGAUAUGGGCGGUGCUGGUGGGCUUCUGCUGCAUCCUCUGGCUGGCUGUGGGGACACGACGCAGGCAGCCGGGGGAGCCUGCGGUUGAAAACGGGCUCAUACCUUAUCUUGGUUGUGCUCUGCAAUUCGGGGCCAACCCUCUGCAGUUCCUCCGCAGCCGUCAGAAGAAGUAUGGCCCCAUUUUCACCUGCAAGAUCGCGGGCCAGUACAUUCACUUCCUGUGUGACCCCUUCUCCUACCACUCAGUCAUCAGACAGGGUAGACACCUGGACUGGAGGAAGUUCCACUUUGCCACAUCCGUAAAGGCAUUUGGCCAUGACAGCUUUGACCCCCGACAUGGCCACACCACAGAAAACCUCCACCAGACUUUUCUGAAGACUCUGCAAGGCGAAGCAUUACCUUCCCUGAUUGAGAGUAUGAUAGGACACCUCCAGGAUGUCAUGUUGAGGUCCAACACCCUCAGGCCCAGCAGGGACCACUGGGAGGUGGAUGGCAUUUUCGCUUUCUGCUACAAGGUGAUGUUUGAGUCUGGCUACCUGACUUUGUUUGGCAAAGACUUUGGUGAGGAUAAGUGCAAAGCCCGGGAAGCCGCUCAGAAAGCCUUGGUGCUCAAUGCCUUGGAGAAUUUCAAGGAGUUUGACAAGAUCUUCCCGGCUCUGGUGGCCGGCCUGCCUAUCCACGUCUUCAAGAGUGCCUACAGCGCCAGAGAGAACCUAGCAAAGACCAUGCACGCCGAAAACCUGUCCAAGCGGGAGAACGUUUCGGAUCUGAUCUCAAUGAGGAUGAUCCUGAAUGAUUCCUUAUCCACCUUCAACGACGUGAGCAAGGCCAGGACUCACGUGGCGCUGCUUUGGGCUUCACAGGCGAACACCUUGCCCGCAACCUUUUGGAGUCUUUUUUACAUGAUCAGAAGUCCAGACGCCAUGAAAGCGGCGCGGGAGGAGGUGCGAAAAGUGCUGAAGGGUUCCGAUCUGACCACCGACCCCGGCGGCCCCACGCUGAACCUGACCAGGGCCCAGCUGGACAACAUGCCCGUCAUGGACAGCAUCAUCAAGGAGGCCAUGCGUCUGUCCAGCGCCUCCAUGAACGUGCGCGUGGCCAAGGAGGACUUCCUGCUGCACCUGGACAACCAGGAAGCUUACCAUAUAAGGAAGGAUGACGUCAUCGCCCUCUACCCUCCCAUGCUGCACUACGACCCCGAGAUCUACGAAGACCCUUACGAGUACAAGUACGACCGCUUCCUGGACGACCAGGGUCAGGAGAAGACCACCUUCCAUCGCCAGGGCCGCCGCCUGCGCUACUUCUGCAUGCCUUUCGGCUCGGGCGUCACCAAAUGUCCCGGCAGGUUCUUCGCCGUCUACGAAAUCAAACAGUUCUUGACUCUGGUCUUGGCCUACUUUCAAAUGGAACUCCUCGACCCCGCCAUCAAAGUCCCGCCCUUGGACCAAUCGCGCGCCGGCCUGGGGAUCCUUCAGCCGACGUACGACGUGGACUUUAGGUACAGGUUGCAGUCCAACUAGCAGGAUUGUGGACCGUGUCAACAAACCUUAGUCACAUGAUCCGUGGUCUGUAAAUAGAUGUGUACUUUUACUGUAUAUUGUCGCUAAAGUACACCCGAGAGUAUUUUAUUAGUGAUUUUUAUUCUUCUUUUUGCAUUGCUGACUGGAUUUGAACGUGAACAAUCUACCUGUUUUCUCACUGAUAUGGUCUGUAACUUACCAGGAACCUUCCAACCCAUACGGUUCUCAACAAUACCAAUUAUUAAAAACCUUUUUUUU